GGCAGUAGUGUUGUGACCGGCUAUAAAGGGCGGGGACCCGGGGCUGGAGGGAGAGCGCAGAGCGGAGCCUCUCGCAGUGCCGAUGGAGCCCGAGCCCGAGCCCCGGCCCCGGGGCGGCCCCCGCAGGGUCAGUCCGUCAGUGUACGGUCAGCGCUUCGACUCCGCUCUCCGCAAGAAAGCGGCCGCCGACAUCUUCCAGGACGUGGACCGCGCGGCCCUCCAGCGGCUGUUCCAGCGCUCCGGGGACAAGGCGGCGGAGGAGAGGGCGCACAUCGUCACCAUCCCCCAGGACAGCGAGGACACCGCCCGCGCCCUGACCGCCCUCGGCCGGAGGAAGAGGGAGAAGCUGCUGCAGCUGCUGCGCGCGGGCAGGAGGUCCGUGAAGAUCCCGUGAGCGCGCGAGCGAGCGAGUGAGUGAGUGAGUGUCCUCCCGGUGGGGAGAAGGCGACACGAGAGAGAGAGAGAGGGAGAGAGAGAGAGGGUCCGUGUCACUGACACCGGAGAGAGGACCACAGGCGGUCCCACACGCACUUCGGGCGGUGGAGGACCUUUACCGAGAAGGGGAUUUCAGUCAUUCUCUCGACCGACGCGGGUUUCUGCCUUCGGGCGGCACAGCCCCGACCCGUGUGCCCACCGCACCCACACAGGUGCCCUCCGGAGCCCAAGUGGGACCUGCGACUGCGCUGAAGCUGUGAGGACCCCCCAACCCCA
Molecule: messenger RNA, 711 nt
Organism: Callorhinchus milii (elephant shark)
Lineage: Eukaryota; Metazoa; Chordata; Chondrichthyes; Chimaeriformes; Callorhinchidae
Product: transcriptional and immune response regulator-like
Exons: 1
Coding region: 83-394 (103 amino acids)
Biological process (GO): negative regulation of Notch signaling pathway; endothelial cell activation involved in immune response
Cellular component (GO): cytosol; nucleus
Molecular function (GO): Notch binding
Source: RefSeq, a predicted model, not a curated record